GUUUGAGACUCCUGGCUCCUCGUCACGGAACUCGUGAUGGAUGACGUCAGAAGCGAGAAAAUAGCUAAAAAUUCUUGUAAAGAAAAGAUGAUCCAUUAAAUGACACUCGCAAUCGAUCGAACAGACUUGUGUAAAUAGUCCGAACACUUUCUUUUUGUUCGAACGAUCAAUAAAUAUAUCUGAAAUUAAUGUGACCACGCAAUCCUCUUUAACCUACCUUUUCCCGUGACUGUCACGUUAAUUUUACGGCUAUUUAUUGAUUGUUAGAGGAAAGUGUUCGGGACUAUUUUACGAGUCUGCUUGAUCAAUUGCAAGUAUUAUUUCAUAAACAUUUCAUUUUAUAUUUCAACGUAUUUUGUAAGAAUUUUUAACGUGUAUUUCCUCGCUUCUGACGUCAUAAAUCGAGUUGGCUGCGGCGAGAGACCGCGAGUCUUAAGUAUUUUUUGGCGAAAUGAACCGCGACCUGAUUUCUCUUCAACAUGCUUCAUUAUACGCCCCUCCUUAUCGACUGUCUCAUUCAAAUAAGUACCGAGUUGAUGAUAAGAAACGCUAUCAUUGGACACGGAGAGUACGCGAGAACACACGAAGUCGUCGUCUUCGUCGUUGUCAUCGUCGUGGAUCUACCUCGCGUGUUUGCCGUGUCAAGUUGACUCAGGUUUAAUGGCAGUCGGACAAGAUUGGAUCGAUUUAAUGGGCGCGGUGAAGUCGCUUUCCGUGCGAAAAGCGCGGAAGAAAGACGAGAGAGCGCGGUACCGCGAGAGAAAUCACGUUCUCUUCGCAGCGUGCAGAUCGAGCAUUCCGAGAAGUGGACGAAAGUGCAGGAAGAGCUGCCGGCAUAGUCCCUUUGAAACUUCGUUUCGCGUCGCGACAGUGCUUGCGGGAAAUUUUCUUUAUCUGUAUUAUAGGACCCGACGAGCGUCGCACGCAAUCGAAUCGCGAAACGAAUUCGGCGCGAAAGGCGUGCGCGCGCGCGCGCACUCUUGCGCCCGUCGCGGCGCCUCGGUUGAGCGCCUCCUGGUGUUGACGGUGGUCGGCGCGGUUGUGCUGCUCGUUGUCGUCGGUCGGCCUGCUUGGGCGCGCGGCACGACACUCAGCGCGGUAGGAUGCUGCUGGUUCGGAGCGAGCGCUGGACCAACGAGCGAGCAGCGAACGGCUGAACGGAAGAACGCGCGACCGCACGAGGUAUCUUCUCGUUGCUCGUCCUCGCGGCGGCGAGUGUAGUCUAAAUCUCGGGUCUGGACGGCGAGUCUUGUGCGCGCGCGCGUAUAAGGCGGCGACAACGACUUCGUGCGGUUAAGGAUACUCGGUUCGCGGGUGAUCGCGCCACGCUUCUCCUCGAUGACGAGGUGAGAUGUCUCCACGGACGACCUUGGUGUACGCGCGACCACAUUCGCGCCUAUGAGCUGCCCGUGACCGGCUUCGUGCGUGUGUUCCCAUGCUACCCGAGGACACGCCGAGCGAUUCGUAAGGUAUAUAUCACCGCAAGAUACAUUCAACACGACGACGACGACGGCGACAGUCGUCCUCGCCUUGAUACCAAUCGCGGUGAUUGAAAUACGGUGAUAUACGGUGUGGUGCUCCUAAUGCUUGAUAUCUCGAUGAGGCUUACGUCGUCGACGCCGUCGUCGUCGUCGUCGCCGUCGUCGCCGCCGUCGUCGUCGUCGUCGCCGCCGUCGUCGUCGCCGUCGUCGUCGCCGUCGUCGUCGUCGCCGCCGUCGCCGCCGCCGCCACCGCUGCCGC
Messenger RNA from Odontomachus brunneus, 1740 nucleotides. RefSeq lists its product as uncharacterized. Lineage: Eukaryota; Metazoa; Arthropoda; Insecta; Hymenoptera; Formicidae. The coding region runs from base 661 to 1221 and encodes 186 amino acids. The record is from RefSeq and is a predicted model, not a curated record. The transcript is spliced from 3 exons.